GUCCCGGCGGGGCUGGGGGUCGCAGCCCAGCGGCUCCAGCUGUUCCAGCGGCUCCUGGGGGCGGUGCCCGGGGGCGACCUGCGCCUGGCCCAGGUGGCCAACGACCUGGAGAACCUGCGCAGCCUCCUGGGGGUCCUGGGGGCCCUGCUGGGCUGCCCCCCGCCCGGCGACCCCCCCCCGGCCCCCCCGGCCCCGCUGGCCGAGGCUCCCCACACCGUGGCCGGGGUGGCCCUGGCGCGGCUCCGGGGGUGCCUGGAGGGGAUCGCCGCCUACCUCGAGGGGGUCCCCGCCUGUUAGGGACCCCCGGGCCCCACCGGGACCCCCAGGACCACCCCAACACCCCACGGACACGACCAGGACCUCACCAGGACCCCAGUGGGACCCCCACAAGGGCUCCUGGGACUCCACAGACCCCACCAGCCUCAGCGGGACCCCACGGACACAACCGGGACCCCACGGAGACACCACAAGGACCCCCCCA
Molecule: messenger RNA, 481 nt
Organism: Neopelma chrysocephalum (saffron-crested tyrant-manakin)
Lineage: Eukaryota; Metazoa; Chordata; Aves; Passeriformes; Pipridae
Product: leptin-like
Exons: 1
Biological process (GO): signal transduction
Cellular component (GO): extracellular region
Molecular function (GO): hormone activity
Source: RefSeq, a predicted model, not a curated record